This is a messenger RNA of Athene cunicularia (burrowing owl), 4472 nucleotides long. RefSeq names its product regulator of G protein signaling 5 (gene RGS5). The transcript is spliced from 5 exons. NCBI's taxonomy places the organism in Eukaryota, Metazoa, Chordata, Aves, Strigiformes, Strigidae. The record is from RefSeq and is a predicted model, not a curated record. The coding region runs from base 75 to 620 and encodes 181 amino acids.
ACUGAGCCGCUGCUGCCUGCUUUAGCCAUCGCUCACACUUUUCUCACAGCUGAGGAAAACUACAGCCUGCCAAGAUGUGCAAAGGAUUAGCAGCGCUGCCCCACACGUGCCUGGAGAGGGCCAAGGAGAUCAAGACCAAGCUGGGCACACUGCUCCAGAAGCCUGACUCAGCCAUUGACUUCAUCAUCCCCUACCCGGAGAAGCCGGAGAAGGUGCCCAAGGCCCAGAAGCCAUCACCAGAGGAGGCUCUGCAGUGGCGUGAUUCCCUGGAGAAGCUCCUGCAAAAUCCCUAUGGGCUUGCCAGCUUCCGCAGCUUCCUGCGCUCAGAGUUCAGUGAAGAAAAUGCUGAGUUUUGGGUUGCCUGUGAGGACUACAAGAAAACCAAGUCCCCCAUGAAGAUGGAGGAAAAGGCCAAGAAGAUCUAUGAGGAGUUCAUCCAGACUGAGGCACCCAAAGAGGUCAACAUCGACCACUUCACCAAGGCUGUGACCAUGAAGAACCUGGUGGAGCCAUCACCAAGCAGCUUUGACAUGGCCCAGAAGAGAAUCUUUGCCCUGAUGGAGAAAGACUCCCUGCCCAGAUUUCUGCGGUCGGAGAUUUAUCAGGAAUUAAUCAAGUAGCAACGUGGCAGGGCUGUGCCAGGCAUUCCCACUGCUUCUGUCUGAACACCUGCCCCUUCUCCUGCAGCUGCUUAGCUUUCUUGAUACCACUCUAGAAGAGCACUCAGGGGCGUUGCUAAACAUUUCCCUUGUGCUUUGGACUGUCAGAUGUCCUAACAUUUCCCCUCUUACAGUCUCUUUCCUCUCCCACAAAAGACCAAGUAGCAGAAACCCCUGGUGAUCCUCCCUGGGUUUGGGACCCAGAAGGGCGGUGGAGCAGCCCCAGCCUUGCAGUGACUGGGAGUCACCUGGGCAGCCCGAGUGUCCCUGGUGCUGCAGGGCCUGGUUUUAGUUGGAAGCUCCAAGGUGCUGGCUCUGUCUUCUUAGGAAUUCUUAGGACAUGACAACUUUUCUCCCAGUUUUUCCUAUAUUGCUGGCUUGUCCCAGGCUCGCUCCCUCCUCCCAGCUUCCCAGGGUGUUGCUGAGGCUGCACAGGGCGCCCUGCGUGUGCUCCCCUCCCUGGCAGGGUCUGGCGCACCAGCAGCCCCGUUGUGUAGGGUGGGGCACGUCCACUGCGUGACUGGUAUCACCUUUUCUUCAGAAAGCAGCCGAUCAGCAGGCACAGAGUGGCUGUAUGGCAGGGACAGCGGUAUGGCAGGGACGGCUGUACGGCAGAGCUGGGAGCUGCACGGCCAUGUGCCGCAGGGUGCACCUGGCUGGCACGAGGGAUGGACAGAGCGAGCCUGCGGCACCACUUCCCCAGUGACUCCACUUGCAGUCAGCUGUGAGACAACCUGUUUGCUUCACCCUAGAGACAGUAAAGAGGAUAAAAUGAGAUCUGUUUGCUCAAAACACCGGGACUGUUUAGCAACCCAGACCUCCCGCUCGCUCCAACCACUUGCAUGGCGUAUUGAGCUCACAGUCUGCAGCCCAUGGCCGUGUCCCCAGUGCCUACGUGCAGCCCUCAGCCCUGGUGUGCUUGGAUUGCAGCUUCAGGGGUUGCUGCAGUGGUUUCUUGUUCCAGAUGCUUCUCUCUGCAGUAGGCAUGCCAAAGUGAUACUUCUGCACAAACCCAGCUGAGGGGCAUCGAUUAGAGGAGGGAGGAAAAUCAUGUUUGGGGAAAAAAAGCUGCAAUUGCAACCAUUCAGGUCCAGUUAAAAAAAAAACCAAAACAACAAAAAACCCAAACAAACCAAAAACAAAAACAAAAAACCAAACCCAAACCAUCAUUGGAAAUAUGAAAAAUAAACCCCUGGCUUCUUGAACAGACAACAAACUCUGCGGAGUUUGUGUAGCCUGCAUGUCUCCUGUCUCCUCCCAUCUGCCCAGGGCAUGUUUCCAUAAGGCUGUCUCCUAAAAAGACCAGCUCUGUUCCACUGAUUCAAAGCCAGCCCACUGUUCGCUACCAGAAGAAAUCACAUCUGAGGAUGGGCAAGGGCAUAUGUGAAAGGCAGCUGGGGUCUCAUUUCAGCCUCGAGGUGAAUGCGAUGAAUGCCUCGCUCCAUGGGGCCUGGACGUUUCAUCCCUGUGAUGGUUUCCUGGUGCAGCAUCCGCAGGGCUGUGGCUUGCACCGAGCACGCUGCAGGGAUUGAGCUGGCCAGCCAGCAACCUGACAGAUAUCGGCAAAAUCACAACCAACAAUGCUCCCAGCAGGCAGCAAUUGGACUGGCCACCCCUGGCUGCUCAACCUCAACUGCAAGUCAUGAGACUCCAUCUGAAAUGCAAUAACAUAAACAUCAUGUUUGCCAGACUCUUCAAGACUUUCAAAAUCUGAUCAAAACCCCACCAGCCCCAAAUAUUUACAUGUUGUCACUAUGGGGAUGAAGAAAAAUACAUCCCAAGCUGCAGGAAGUGGGCUGCUUUUCCAGGCAGGGAUGGCAAGGCAGGGGAAGGAUGGAGGCUGUCACAACUGUGACUUUUUUUCCCCUCUGGAGCAAAUGGCCUGGGAAAGCCGGUGCUGGAGUGGUAAUGGGUGAUGCUCACUGGGCAUUCCCCUAGGGUGGGCAUGGGGGGCAGCUUGGGUGGCCCCAAAGAGCUCAAGGGAGCCCACGAGCGGGAGAAGGGUCCCGUCAAAGUGGCAUAGGGUUCCCUGGCAGCAUCUGCUGCCCAGAGCUGGUGGGUGACAAGGGGGAGGCAGGAGCAGGGCUGGGUGUGGGAUGUGGGGCUUGGCCAGCCCUUCUGCUGCAGGGUGCUCCCACUGCCUCUGCCCCCUGCGCAAACUGCACCCUCCCAACCAUGAACUGGUGUCAAGACAAACAGGUUCAGCAUGUUCAAGCUCCCUAUUCAUGGCAUGACUCAUAGAAAUGCAAAACCAAACAGGCUUCCCUUCAGAAAGACACAGAUCUUUCAUUUUUUACUUAAUCAUUUGGCAGCUAUUUCCAGAUACCCUCACAAGUUUCACAGUUAAACGCUAACACUGGGGUGCUGCCGGAGGCCGGCUUGCUGCACACCAUCAAAACCUGAGAUGUCACUAGCUGCAACAGGGAGAAGGUGUCUGGGUAUGCACGUGCUAAAAAGAAAGGUGGGGGCUGGAUUCAGGAGAGGUGAAACAGUUGUACUGGAAAUCCUUCCCCAGCUUGAUUUCUGGCCAAGAUACUGGAAGCCUACUUUAGGGAGUGAUCGAACUGAUGUCAGUGAGUUACUGGGUGGCCAUCACAUGUGGCCCCUGAAGCGUUCAGAACUCUUGAGAAGUUGUGUUUGUGUAGAAGGAUCGUUUGGUUUAUUACUUGGGCAGGCUCACCCCAGAAAGGCAGCAAUGCCUGUACCCACCCCACGGCCAAGCUUUCCACAAGCCCAGAGGUAUUUACUGUCAGGCUGAUACCAACCAUUAUAUUUCUGGUAGAAAAUAAUUCCUGUAGUUUAUUACUCUUGCUCUCAAGAAAUGUGGCAUAUGUAUGAGCACCAUACACACAACACUGUACAUCUAUAUCCGUAUAGACAUAUACAAGUGUACACACACAUAUAUACAUACUCCUAACACAUGCAUCUGGAUCCCCAGUGAGUAAGAGAGCCAAAAAACCAGAGUUUCUGGAUAUUGUGCUUGGGGUCUGUCGCAGAGAUGAGCAUGUGUGGGUUUAGCAUGGUCCCAGACUCCGUUGAGGGAAACCUGAGUCAUCCACCUGAGUGAACAUUAAGGUGCCUCUUCCAAAAUAGCCUCUGAAAUCACCCUGUGCCCGUGGCCGCUGGGUGCCCGCAGCCCUGGUGCCUGAGCUGGUGCAGGAAGCAGGUCUCAUGCUCCUCGAGGGACCCCAAUCCCUGCCGUGGGGCAAGGCAACCCCAUGCUGCAGCCAGGGGCCCUCAGGCAUCAGGUGCUGCCUCCGUGCCUCCCUGGCACCGGCUCCUCACCACAGGGACAUGCGGAGGAGGGCUCCCUGCAGCUGCAUCCCCAGAUUAACUCCAGGGGAUUGCUUGCCGUGUGUUUUCAGGUUAAUUCAGUGACCAAGACCAUCGCACUUCACUGGCUAUGGUGUGAACCACCCAGCUCUCCCACAACGUGCUGAGGCAAGGCUCUGCCUGUGCUGCCUGGCCCCAACCCUGGGGACUGCUGAAGCCUCCGAGGCAGCAGCAGGAGCUGCCUGCUGCCCAUGGGGGGCUGAGGGUGUCCUAGGGCUCGCCCAGGCUCUCCCCAGUCCUCGGUCACUCUCUGGAGGGUGCCAAGUGCUGUGGCCAAGAGCUGGCCUAAGGUCAGGAGUGAGGAUCAGCCCCUCACCCCCACCGGCAGCAGGUUUUCAGUCUGACAUUCUCUGCGUGAUUGCCAUUAGAGAUUUUCAGGUAGGGAAGAUGCGGGGCGCUGGUGUGCACUGAGGAACUGGUUGUGUUAACCCAUAUUCUUGUACCACUCAGUAAUUGACACAUAAACAUGUAUUUCUGCUU